GAACAGGGCCGGGGGUCUAGUCUAUGGGGCUUCCAUGAUCAUCCGAGUCGUACCAUCUUUGACACCGAUCUGACAUACCUCACUCAUUCUUGCAAAUAUCACAACAUGAUGCUUUCAUCUAACAAAUCUCCCAUCGCAUCUCGGAGCACAUCAGAUAAGCUACUAGAUUUCGUACAGUUGUCAACGGUCAACCACCAUUUUCAAUACUGUCGUUUAUAUCGCCAAUUUGUGGUAUUGGGAGGGUUUUCCCCCAUGGACACAUUGAUGCCUUUGAUGCUACUUGACUUAUACCAACGUACCUGCAUCGUCCCCAACGUCCAAAGGUCGCCGAACUUCAACACCCAUCAAAUGUUACGACCGGGGUGUUAUGUAAUAUACAAUACAAUACUGCUAUACUACUCUUCUAACGGAGGACCAAGGAUUACUUUAUUGGCAGGACCAAUGACUCACAGUACAUAAGAGAGCGUUGCGACGAAGAGAUCCGCAGGUACAGAUAGAGUUUAAGGAAAUAUUAAACUAAAAAAAGUUUGUUAAACAAUGGAAUUCCGCAUCAUAUUUAGCCUUUUGUGCCUUGUCUUAAUGACUGACAUAUCAACUGCAGAUCCGACAGUGACAGUAGCUCAAGGGAUACUCGUGGGUAAAACGGUCAACUUCACAGAAGAGGACUAUAUCGGCGUUGAUAAAAGCUUUGAUGUUUAUCUGGGAGUACCGUUUGCCGACCCACCCCGUCGCUUCAAGCCACCAGUCGCCAAACAACCAUGGGAUGGACCUCUUACCGUGAAAGAGUUUAAAGACGCCUGUUCCCAGACUUCUCCUCCUCCCUCUUACGCUGGUCCAUUGUCCGAGGAUUGUCUUUAUCUCAAUGUCUAUUCGCCAAGCCCAAAGCCCACCAAUGCCUCAGUCAUGGUAUGGAUACACGGAGGUGGGUUUGUUUCAGGAACAGCCAACGAUCUUGAUUACAACGGAAUCCCAUUGGUCGCUGUCGGUGACGUCAUCGUAGUUACAAUAAAUUAUCGUCUUGCUGUUUUCGCAAAGUUUACUACCAAGGAUGCCGAAGCACCUGGUAAUCUUGGUAUGUUGGAUCAGGUAGCAGCCCUACAGUGGAUAUACGACAACGUUGAAGCUUUCGGAGGAGAUAAGGACAGAAUUACUAUAUCUGGAGAGAGUGCCGGUGCAGCGUCAGUACAUUACCUCACACUCUCUAAACGAAGUCGUCAUUUAUUCAAUCAAGCCAUCAUCCAGAGUGGAACAACAUCCUUUGAUUCCAGACCGGCGGAGAUAGAAGUACAAGAUGCCAGGAAUCUCGGGGAGGCCUUGGAUUGUGCCACGUCGCCGUCUUCUGCCUUGGUCGCAUGUUUGGAAACUAAGACUCCUGACGAGAUUCUAAACGCUUCUUUACCGGCGUAUUCAUCAUGCCCCAUUUCUGUGGACGGAAACUUCCUUGAGGACAAACCAAUCAAUCUUUAUGAGCAAAAUGACUUCAAGAGGUGCCCUGUACUGACUGGUGUCAGCAAAGAUGACGGAACUCUCUUUCUUCGAUUCCUCUUUGCCAGUAGUCUUCAUCUACCACGACCAACACUUAAUAGUACAGGCUUAGAAGAAUUAAUUAGAGGAUUGAUGGCCCCAUAUGGCGUCACUGAUGAUAUCUUGAUCGCUGCGAUUCUUCAGCAAUACACGGACUGGUCCAUUGUCGAGAACCCCUCUGCCGAUCUGAUGCCAUCUUUCAUAGAGUUUGCUGGAGAUCACCGAUUUGCCUGUCCUUCAGAUCAGUUUGUUAGGUACCAUGCUGAUGUGGGGGACAUUGUCUUCAAAUACUUUCUGACGCAUGAGCCGUCACGUUCUCGUCUAGGUUUACCAGAUUGGUUUGGAGCUGGUCACGCGGAAGAAAUUACGUUUGUCUUUGGAUUGCCAUUCAUUGAACAUCUUCCUUUAAGAGGUUUAGACCAGAUGACGGACGAAGAAAAGAAGUUGUCGGUCAAGAUGAUGAAGUUAUGGACCAACUUUGCUAAAUUUGGGGAUCCAACAUCUGGAGCUGACCCUAGUGAAGGGUUGGGCACCUGGCCAUCCUUCACUCUACCAGAGCUCUCUUACAAGGAGAUAUCCCUGGAUCUUGGUGUAGGAAGAGCAUUGAAGGCCAAUCAAUGUAACUUCUGGAAUUACUAUUUCCCAAAACUCCAGGAUGAUAUUGCUUCGAUGGAUCAAGGUUUAUUGGACUGGCGGAGUGAGUUUACCAGGUGGCAAGGUGAAAUGUCUGACUGGCAACGUGAAUAUGACCAAUACAAGAAAACUCCACGGUGCAACUAAUCUCGUUCCAUGUGAUAUGCUAAAUUUAAAAAAAAACUCACACAAACUUAUAGGCCUAUACAUUGCAACUCAAUUUUGACUAUGAUUAUUCUCAAAUAAGUCACGCAGUUGACCUGUAGUACAAAUUUUAUUAUGAAUAGAAGACCCGGAUUUUAAUUUCAUAGAGAAAGUCAGCUGAAAAUAAACAAAUAUUUAAAGUAUGCAUUUUUAUGAAAGUGGAAUUAUAUUGAUAGCUCGUUCUAGUUUAUUAAAAGAAAAGUGUCACUGUUUCAUGCUAAACAUAUUAUAGUGACCACUCAAUGAAUAAUCAUGAAUGUAUAGAGAUAUACGAAUUGUAUUGUAUCUGUAACUGACAAAAAGCCUUUAGUUUAAGAAAACUUACUGUUAAAAAUAAAAUAAAAAACGCGAAAACUUACUGUUAAAAAUAACAAAAAAACGCGAAAACUUCGACACAUAAUUAUUUUGAAUAUGAUAUUGUUUUAAAAUGUAACUUUCUUCUUUCCAAUUCAAUCCAAUCCAAUUCAAAGGUAAUUUGAUAUAGCGCCUUUUCCUUUCGGUUGCAAAGCGAUGUGCACACACUUCUCCACUAUCUUUUUAAACGAUACAGGCUGAACUUAACACUUUUAUACUCAGUAAAAAUACAGACGACAUUAAGAUUUAAUAGAUGAAUUUAUCAAUGUGUUCUAUUGUAUUAUUUUUUCCUCAAUUUUGCAUGGAAAUUUAGUUUUAGAUCGAAUGACCGAUCGAAACAAAUUUUCAAGAGGUCAUCCUUCCCCCUUUGGGACCCGGGUUCGACUUCCGGCAGAAACAUUAUUUUUCGGCCUUAUCAAACUUUUCAUAAAGGUAGAGCCUUGAUUAAAUCUACGCCUUCCAUUAUUGUCGAUCCCCAUUCAUGUAGGACUAUUGUAUUAUUAUCACUUGUCAUAACAAUCUAUACAUAAGCUUGUAUAAACGUUGACGAAUAAUGGCGUUUUCUUAAAGUUACCAAAAGGGGUGAACUGUUUUUGAUAGAACUUUAUUGAUACUCUGUAUGAUUUGAUAUUUCCAUAUAUCAUGCAAAUGUUUUCAAUGUGUAUAACAAUAAGAUUUAUUUAGCUGGUGUUGUUCUAGUUGACUUUUCGAUCACAUCUCUUUUUUCACUACUACUUCACCAUCACUUCAUAUCUUACAAAGUUAAAGACACACAAAAUAAUAUCAAUUGCAUGUUGUAGAAGGAAUUCUUGAAGAUACGCUUACACAUGUACAGGGUGAAAGGGGGCGCUAUACCGCCACUCGUCUAGGUGCCAUGUAUUGUCCUUUGAGAGGAUACUGGCCUUUUAUGAUAUUUUUAUGAUAUGACAUUUAUGAUAUUUUAAAGUUUCUCUUUAUUUCACAAAACAGUAUAAAGGGAACCGAUAACCCACUCACUAUGAAUUAUGAAAUAUUAUUUUUUUCCUCAUUGUUAUGUGAAACAAAGUUUCAUUUCUCUCCGCUAAAUUACCAUCGAUUUAACCUGUGGUUUAAUCAAUAUGGUCGUUUAUCCUUUAUCAAAUCUGUAACAAUAAUGUAUAAUUCAAACAAUAAAACACAAAAGAAAUA
This is a messenger RNA of Lytechinus pictus (painted urchin), 3882 nucleotides long. RefSeq names its product acetylcholinesterase-like. Bases 538 to 2304 code for a protein of 588 amino acids. The transcript is spliced from 11 exons. Gene Ontology annotation, molecular function: cholinesterase activity. NCBI's taxonomy places the organism in Eukaryota, Metazoa, Echinodermata, Echinoidea, Temnopleuroida, Toxopneustidae. The record is from RefSeq and is a predicted model, not a curated record.